AUCGCUCCCGGUUUGGGAAUCUCCCCGGGUUUGGGAUUCGCUCCCGGUUUGGGAUCUGCUCCCGGUUUUCUUCCCUCGGCCCUCGGGGCGGGGAAACAUCUCGCUCCAGCUCGAAUACUUCCCUGUUCAUUUGCAUUCCGUACCUUGAAGGUAUUUUUAGUCUCUUCCCUGCCUUCUCCUUCCUCGCCGGGGUAAAUUUAGCUCCUUCUUCGCUCCCUCCUGUGCCUUUAUCCUCCGUGGAGCUGCGAAUUCCCGGCUUUUUAGCGCCUCUUUCCUCCUAUUUUUCCCCAUUCUUCCCUUCCCGGGUCGGGCUCCGACCCGCCCUGCUCCGGGAGCCUCCUUCAUUUAUCCGGAAUUGUUUUAAUUCCCACCUUUUUGGGGUGGGGAAAGGUGAUUUUGGGACCCUCCUUUCUUCGGGAUCGUUUUAAUUCCCACCUUUUUGGGCGGAAAAGAUGAUUUUGGGAUCCUCCUUUAUUUCUCCGGGAUUGUUCUAAUUCCCACUUUUCAGGUGGGGAAAAGGGGAUUUUGGGGGGAUUAAUUUUGGGGAAUCCACCUGGUUUUAACCUGGUUGCGCCUCCCAGGAGGCUCCAAAGGUUUUCCCAGGAGGAAAAUCCGAUCCUCCGCAGCUCAUCCCGGCAAAAGGACGCAGCAGAACAUCCCCAGAUCCUCAUUUUGGGGUCAACCCCGCUGGUUUUGGGCUGCUUUUCCCCGUGGCUUUCCCAGCACCACAUCCUGGAAUUGAAGUUUUUGGGACAAACGCCGGAUUUGAGGGGAUUUUUGGGAAUUGCAGGGGAUGGAGGGGUCGUCGUUCCCUCAGCGAGUGUGGAAAGGGGGGAGAAGUGAGACUCGGGGACCUUUUGGUGGCACCGGCGGGGUCGCGGUGGCACGGGAGCGUUCUCGGCACGGCACCGGCUCCGCCUCACCCCAACCCGGCCUCUUUUCUCAUUUUCUCCUCGUUUUUUCUCUCCUUUCCCGCAGGUUUUUCCGGCAGUCCCUGGCCACCGGCAGCACCCCCCCGUCCCCGGAGUGCCGGCGCCGCGUCCUGUUCCGAGCGACCCCGCAGCACCGGCGCGGGAUGGAGAAGAGCGUCCCGGAUUUCUCAGAGCGCCACGGAGACGGAGGCAGAGCCCUCUUGAUGCCCCCAGAACCCAACCCAGAGACUUUUCCUGCCCUGGAGCGUCCCCAGGGCGAGGAGCGAAGAGCUGCGUUCCUCCAGGAUGCCAAAAAAGCCCCGGAGAACCCGGCGUUGUCCGGCACGGAGACGGAGCUGGAGGAGGACGCGUUCUACGGCGUGGAGGAGCUGGCGGCCAUGAGCCGGGAGGGGAAGGGACCCGAGCUGAGGGAGGAGCCCGACUUCUUCUCCUCGCUGGCCCGGCAGGAGCCCGACGUGGCCCUGGAAGCGCACGACGAGGCCGAUGAGCCCGAUGCCGCCCUCUCCGGAGCCGUCCCGGCCGCGGCUCACCGGACCCAGCUCGGCCCCACGGCCGAGGAGCAGCCGGAAUUCCCGAAGGCGCUCUACCGGCCGGAGCUGCGCAGCGUGGCCGUGGCCGGCGCCGCGUCCUGGGACGCCGGGGCGGGAGAAGGGAUCGAGGAAAGCACUUUAGAGAGACUCCCUGGCUCCAAGGAUUCCACGGAAUUCCUGGAGCCCCAGGUGGUCACCGCGGUCCGGGUGGAGCCCGAGCCGCUGGACAGCGACCAGGAGGAUCCGCACACCGGCAAGGCGGCGCCGGAAUCUCCCGAUGCUCGCGCGGCCGCUCCGGAGGAGAAGUAUCCCCCAAACGAACCAAAGCACCUGGGAGGGCUCGGCACGGAGCACCCGGAGCAAAGCCGGAGGGGCAUCCAGAGGCUGGAGUGGAUCUCCAGAGCCCCCCGGAGCCCCAGCCCGCCCUUCAGGGACCUCCACCAAGCGCCAGAUGUAGCAGCCGGCUCGGCCUUCCGAGCUCCGGCCGGCCGGGACGCGGCUCCGGCCUUCCGGAAAUCGCUGCUGGCCAAAGGCAAACCCUCGGAGAGCUCCCGCCGGAAAGCGCCGGAGCCGGACUUGGCCGAGCUGGGCCCCGUCCCGCCGUCCGAGUGGGCGCUGCCGAAGGCGGGCGUGCAGCUGGACGUGGGCAAGCAGUCGUGGACGGUCAACGCCGAGGACUCAGUGGAGCGGCUGCUGCCGGAGCCGGCGCCGUGCGGCGCCUUCGAGGUGGAGGUGAGGCCCUACGUGUGCGGCGUCCUCCUGGAGGAGCCGGAGAAGGCCGAGGAGCUGGAGCGGGAGGAGAACCCGGCCGUCUUCACCUGCAUCGAGUGCAGCAUCUACUUCCGCAAGAAGGAGCACCUCCUGGAGCACACGCUGCAGCACAGCCGCGGCGCCGAGCGCGGCGCCGACGCGCCGGCCGGGCAGGGCCGCCUGUGCUGCGGCGAGUGCGGCUGGGCCUUCGGAGAGCCCGCGGCCCUGGAGCGGCACAAGAGGCUCCACCAGGAAUCGCGGGAGAAGAUCAUCGAGGAGAUCCAGAAGCUGAACGAGUUCCCGGACGAGGGGCGCGAGGCGCGGCUGCAGUGCCCCAAGUGCGUUUUCGGCACCAACUCCUCCAAGAUCUUCGUGCAGCACGCCAAGAUGCACGUCAAGGAGAGGAAGGACCACGCAUCCAAGAGUUCCAAUCUCUUCGGAGAAACGCGGGAGAGCCCCGGGCACGGCCUCUACAAGCCCUUCCACGGCGCCGAGCUCCCGGCGGCGCCGGCGGCCGGCAAAGCGCUCAGCGCCUGCGUCCUCUGCGGCUUCCCGGCGCCCAACGAGCACAUCCUCAAGGAGCACAUGAGAUACGCCCAUUCCCACUUCUCCUGGGAGCCGCAGCUCUACGAGGACGACCCCAACCAGCCCGGCACCAGCAGGGAUUCCUACAGCCCCCUAUCCCGGCCCGGCCGCUUCUCCGACGCGGAGUUCUUCGGCAAAACCGAGCGCUUUUUCCCGCCUCCGACCCGGGAGAGCUCGGCCCGCUACGAUCCCGCCGCGGCCGCCUUCGGCCCGGCUCCCGCCAGGCUGCCGGACAGGAGCAACGGGGCCGGCAGGAAGGACUCGCAGGGAUUCCACGCCAGGAAGGCGGCGCCGUACUCGGCCCCGCACAAGGCUUUGGGCUUUGCCGCUUUUCCCCCGGCCAAAGCCCAUUCCCACCUGGCCCUGCAGCAGCUGAGGAAGAGAGCGGCCGCCCAGCAGCUGGAAGCCGACGGCGACCACCUCCGGGGCCACCCCCUGGCGCCGGAGGAGCCGCGGCACAAGUGGCCGGCGGCCGGCGGCGCCGAGGACGAGACGGAGCCGGCGCGCGGCGGGGCCGCCGCGGCCGGCGCCGUCCCUCAGGCCGCCCUGGACCUCAAGAGGACCUUCGGGGCCAUCCUGAAGGCCACGGAGCCGGCGGUGGCCUCGGCCGAGCAGCAGCAGCAGCUGAGGAUGAUGGUGCCCGUCGUGGUCCUGGAGGAGAUGAACCCGCACCCCAAGGCCGCCAAGAGGCCGCGGGGGAAGCCCCUCAAGAAGAAGCCGGUGCCGCCGCUGCCGGUGCCGGCGCCUCCGCGGGAUUUCCUGAUGGAGGAGCCGCUUCCCUUGGACGUCCUGCUGCUGGACGCGCCCCUGGAGGGGCCCCUGGAGCUCGAUGACCUCUUGGACUCGGAGGCCACCAUGCUGAAGAACGAGGAGAGGAAAUGUCCCUACUGCCCCGACCGCUUCCACAACGGCAUCGGCCUGGCCAACCACGUGCGGGGCCACCUCAACAGGGUCGGGGUCAGCUACAACGUGCGGCACUUCAUCUCGGCCGAGGAGGUCAAGGCCAUCGAGCAGAAGUUCUCCUUCCAGAAGAAGAAGAAAAAAGGUAUGGCCAACUUCGACCCCAGCACCUUCAGCCUGAUGCGCUGCGAGUUCUGCGGCGCCGGCUUCGACACCCGCGCGGGGCUCUCGAGCCACGCCCGCGCCCACCUGCGGGAUUUCGGCAUCACCAACUGGGAGCUCACCAUCUCCCCCAUCAACAUCCUCAAGGAGCUCCUGGCCAACUCCUCGGAGCAGCCGGCGCUGCUGCGGGCGGCGCUGGCCGCGGGGCCGCCGUCGCCGGGCGGCGAGCGCGGGGCCGGGAUGGGCUCGCCCGCGGCGUCGCCGCCGGGCCCCUUCCCCACGGCCUGGGGCGACGAAGCUCUGCAGCCCUACCGGGACGUUCUGGCUCCGGACGAGGACGAUUUGGUGGCCAUGGAAGUGACGUCCCCUCCUCCCAUCCCGAAAAAAAGCGCCGGGAAUGCGCCCCUGGAGCCGCCCCCCCCCCCGCCUCGGGACCAAGCUCUCCCCGGAGCCCCCCGGCAGCAAAGCCGAGCCCCAGGAUUCCAAAGCCCCCAGCCUGACCACGUGCGAGGUGUGCGGCGCCUGCUUCCAUCCCCAAACCGGGGCUUGGGGGAGUCCAGAAUCCCUCGGGAUCAGCUCCCAACUUCUCCCCCUUCUUCUUCUCCCUCUGACAUCGGAUUUAUCCCAUUUUUUCUCUAUUUUUUCCCAAUUUUCCCAUUUCUCUCCCCAUUUUUCCAGCCCCCAGCCUGACCACGUGCGAGGUGUGCGGCGCCUGCUUCCAUCCCCAAACCGGGGCUUGGGGGAGUCCAGAAUCCCUCGGGAUCAGCUCCCAACUUCUCC
Messenger RNA from Corvus hawaiiensis (hawaiian crow), 4639 nucleotides. Its product is annotated as protein Wiz-like. Gene Ontology annotation, cellular component: nucleus. Gene Ontology annotation, molecular function: RNA polymerase II cis-regulatory region sequence-specific DNA binding; DNA-binding transcription factor activity, RNA polymerase II-specific. The record is from RefSeq and is a predicted model, not a curated record. The coding region runs from base 794 to 4549 and encodes 1251 amino acids. The transcript has 6 exons. Lineage: Eukaryota; Metazoa; Chordata; Aves; Passeriformes; Corvidae. Gene Ontology annotation, biological process: regulation of transcription by RNA polymerase II.